AUGGCGGACGCGAUAGGCUCGUCCGCUAACAUUUUUCAAGGUCUCUGGACAGACUGGUCCAAGGGUAGGAUCUGGGGCCUCACCUGGACUCUACGCCCCACGAAUGCCACCAUUCUGACCAACGCCAUGGCCUUGUUCGUCAGUAUAGCUGGAAUGCAACUCUGGUGCAUCAUUAGAUAUUCGCUUCACCAAAUGCGUCCAUCAUCUCGGCAAGGGAUGCCGACUCCCCACCUUCGGAGCGAACAAGUCAUACUAAGAAAUGCAAGCUCCGAUCUCGAAACAGCCCGGCGGAUGCUUUGUUUGGCAUUUACAUCUCGAAAACAGAGCACAGGCAGGCCGUCUUUGCGAUCAUACUCUAUCGGACUCUUUGCUAUCUUUUAUGCUGGCCUCUUUAUGACAGCCGCAACAUUCUCCAAUCUGGCGAUAAGUGCUAAAGCGACAAACGGUGGUUCGACAGUCCUUUCGAGAAGCAAACAAUGUGGGAUGUUGAACGAGAGUUGGGUCAACAUCACGAACGGCUAUUACUCAACUAGGGAAGAGUAUGGCUUGUACGUGCAGCAUGCCGCCAAGAGAGCACAUGAUGUUCAGCUCAGUCUCGAGUACGCGCUUGCAUGCUACUUGUCCCAGCCCUCCACCGAUCUCUCGUCGACCUGCCACACCUUCAAGACUCCAAAGCUCCUCUGGCAGACUCUCAAUGGCUCUUGCCCUUUUGACGCGCAACUUUGUCAGAAAGGGACCAGGGCUGUUGUCCUCGAAACUGAUUAUAUCGAUUCACACGAUGAUCUUGGUAUUAAUGCGGAACCUCACGACCGGCUGAGAUACCGAAGGAAGACGACAUGCGCAGUCGUCAACGGAACGGGCCACAUCAGAGGGUGGGACGGUGCCCGGGGCAACGGCUCAAGCUCGAAGUCGUCAACGGAGACCGCUUAUGCAUACUACGGCCCUUCUCUCUACAAGGACACAGAUUUCACCUACUCUUACUCGGAUUUUGCAUCGUUCUACACAAAUUUCAGUGCCCAGGUUACCUUGCCAUAUCAGAUCGACGUUGAAUCAGCCCCUGGCUUGGCUGAUCCGCAAUGGAGCCAAAGCGACUUCGAUCCAAUUCCUGGUCUAGUGCAGGACGAAGCAGACUUGGUUUUACUCUUUCUGAGCUUCACAGGAACGUACUUGGGGAAGGUCGACGAUCCUUGGUUUGCAGCUCAUAGGGAGCAAUCCUUCGAGGCCUCGUAUGACUUUUUCGAGCAGCGAUAUGCACGCGAUUUAGCUAUUAGCACUCUAGGGUGCGCCGAACAGCACGAAUUCUGCCUCAGCAAUGACACAUGUACAGGGUUGCUUGGAUUUGACCAAGUUCAGAACGUCUAUCCUUUCAAUGGCUCACUGUCCCCACAUCAGGCUGUCACCUUUGACCGGUUGCUUCGUGCUGUCGGCCCUGCAAGUAUCUGGAACAUUGUGUUUCAGCUCACAUUCACAGCGACGCCGCUCCUUGCCACCAAUGCGACCAAUUCAGGACUGAGUGGAAGACUGGUAUCGCUGCAGCUGCCCAACGAUCAGUUCGAAAGGGAGCUUGGGUAUUGGCACUCGAUUGCAAUGGCACAGCUUCAACGUGGCAUCGUUCAAUGGGCGACGGGCCAGAUCGCUGAUGAACCACAAUACCUUGUCCCUGCUGAGAAAGAGGACGAUGUUUGGUUCUGCAAUAGUCUCAUCGUGCCGUCCACCUUAUAUAAGUCAUUUUCUCUUGUCGCGAUCGUCCUAUUGAUCGCUUCCGGGACUUUAGUGAUUGUGGUCAGCCUUACUAUCGAGCAGUUGGCAGUCUCCAUCCGAAAGUGCUUGGGAAGGGGAUCUCCGCGCAACGACUGGGAGCAGGACAACAUGCUCGAGCUUCAGCCCUCUGUGAGCGAAAAAUUCUGGGCGAGUCAAGGUGCAACCGGUGAUGACAACUGCAGUCCAGUGGAUGCAGGUCACGAGAGUUUCGAAAAAAAGGAGCUAAGGAAGCAUCGGAUUUCCUCGCAAGUGCUUUCAUUGAAUGAUCCUGCUUUCUCAUAUAUGAAUGGCCUUUUGAUAGCGCGGAGUGACGGUGGUCAAGCCAAGGAGAAGCCACCGCCUCAUUGA
Messenger RNA from Exophiala xenobiotica, 2109 nucleotides. RefSeq lists its product as uncharacterized. Lineage: Eukaryota; Fungi; Ascomycota; Eurotiomycetes; Chaetothyriales; Herpotrichiellaceae. The transcript has a single exon. The coding region runs from base 1 to 2109 and encodes 702 amino acids. The record is from RefSeq and is a predicted model, not a curated record.